AUUAUAACGCAAUCGCAAUCGCAAUCGCAAUCGCAAUCGCAAUCGCCCCCGCGUUUCCAUCAAUCAGAAGGGGGAAUAAUAAUACUUUCUUCUCAACUUCGAUUCUGAUUCAUUCAACGAAUUGGUGCUUUAUUCAGCAAAUCUCAGUAGCCAAGAACAGAAGAACACAUACCAUGUCACUGCUGAGGUUUCCCAUCUCUAUUAGACGCCGGACUGCACAAGCCCUGAGUCAGCUUAAACGUUUUCACACUUCGAACCAUGUGAGAAAUGCAAACUCAACAAAACCACGUCUGUUGCCUGAGCAAACAACAAGUUCAACCACGGCUUCAUGGAAUCCUUUCAUCGUACCGGCUGCUGUACUAGGAGGGAUUGGUGGGUUGGUACUACUUUUCCAUUACAACGAUGAGAGAAGAGCAAUUCCCAAAGGCCAGGGUGGAAAGCUUGAGAGACGAAAUGUUGAAGGGCCUAGAAUAGGUGGUCCUUUCUCUCUAAUUGACACAGAAGGUCGAAGAGUCACUGAAAAGGAUUUUUUGGGUAAAUGGGUCAUAUUCAUCUUUGGAUAUUCGUCAUCUCCAGAUGUUGGGCCAGCAGAGUUGCAGAAAUUGACUAAAGCAGUCCAGACAUUAGAAUCGAAAUACAACAUUAAGGUGCUACCAGUUUUUGUCACAAUUGAUCCUCAGCGGGACACUACUUCCCAGUUGAAUGCUUACCUUAAAGAAUUUGACGAGAGAAUUAUUGGAUUAACUGGACCAGUUCAUGCCAUAAGAUCGAUGGCGCAGGAAUAUCGUGUGUAUUUCAAGCGGGUUGAAGAAGAAGACGGCGAUUAUCUUGUUGAAUCCUCCCAUAAGAUGUACUUGCUGAAUCCAAGGAUGGAAGUAACAAAAUGCCUUGGGAUAGAGUACAAUGCUGAAGAACUGGCUGAUGAGAUAUUGAAGGAGGUGAACAAAUCAUAACUUCUUU
This is a messenger RNA of Impatiens glandulifera, 960 nucleotides long. RefSeq names its product protein SCO1 homolog 2, mitochondrial. Gene Ontology annotation, biological process: mitochondrial respiratory chain complex IV assembly. The transcript is spliced from 7 exons. Lineage: Eukaryota; Viridiplantae; Streptophyta; Magnoliopsida; Ericales; Balsaminaceae. The record is from RefSeq and is a predicted model, not a curated record. Bases 174 to 953 code for a protein of 259 amino acids.